AUGCAGGCGCUCUUUGACACCUCAGUCUGUAGAUCUAUUAUGCAGGCUAUGGUAUCUGCCAUGAGUGCUAUGUUGACUUCUCUGUCACAUACUAUUACCCAGGCCCUCUUACAGGCCCAACAGUCAGCGCAGCAGACUGUUAUGUCGACUGCAUCUACUCCGACACCAGUCUCUCAAAGCCGUAAAGCUCCGGCCAAGACAAAACAUUCAUCCAAAACUAAAUUGACUGACAGUUUACCUGCUGUCAUGGAUGGCGGGCAACCAACACCACGCAAAAGAGCUACUAGCCGGGCAAAAUCAGCUAGACAAUGGAAGUGGGCAAGAGCCCAGCUUGAUUCAUCUGAGUCAGAUCUCCGUAACAUUGAGGAGGAAAUUGACGAGUCCAUAAUGGACACCUCAUACAAUCUGUCUGAAUCAGACUCUGACGGUGCGAUUGGAGAGGCAUCCGUCUCCUCUCUCAGCACUUUCCCCGCUAUGAUGUCCAGGUAA
Messenger RNA from Pelobates cultripes (western spadefoot toad), 489 nucleotides. The record is from the annotation of a GenBank genome assembly. Lineage: Eukaryota; Metazoa; Chordata; Amphibia; Anura; Pelobatidae.